This is a messenger RNA of Mesoplodon densirostris (Blainville's beaked whale), 507 nucleotides long. RefSeq names its product troponin I1, slow skeletal type (gene TNNI1). The transcript is spliced from 4 exons. The record is from RefSeq and is a predicted model, not a curated record. Gene Ontology annotation, biological process: muscle contraction. Bases 7 to 507 code for a protein of 166 amino acids. NCBI's taxonomy places the organism in Eukaryota, Metazoa, Chordata, Mammalia, Artiodactyla, Ziphiidae. Gene Ontology annotation, cellular component: troponin complex.
AGCCUGAUGCUGGCCAAGGCCAAGGAGUGCUGGGAGCAGGAGCACGAGGCGCGGGAGGCCGAGAAGAAGCGCUACCUGGCCGAGCGCAUCUCCCCGCUGCAGACCCGAGGCCUGUCGCUCAGCGCCCUGCAGGACCUGUGCCGGGACCUGCACGCCAAGGUGGAGGUGGUGGACGAGGAGAGAUAUGACAUCGAGGCCAAGUGCCUGCACAACACCAGGGAGAUCAAGGACCUGAAGCUCAAGGUGCUGGACCUGCGCGGGAAGUUCAAGCGCCCCCCCUUGCGGCGUGUCCGCGUCUCGGCCGACGCCAUGCUGCGCGCCCUGCUGGGCUCCAAGCACAAGGUGUCCAUGGACCUGCGCGCCAACCUCAAGUCUGUGAAAAAGGAGGACACGGAGAAGGAGCGGCCUGUGGAGGUGGGCGACUGGAGAAAGAACGUGGAGGCCAUGUCCGGGAUGGAGGGCCGCAAGAAGAUGUUUGACGCUGCUAAGUCCCCAACCUCCCAGUAG